UGAGGACGAGGUAGACGAAAUCAAAAACCAGGAAGAGCUGUACUCUUGCUUCCAAAGGUCUUGUCGUACUUCUAUAUAUGCGUUUUUCCAUCUGGUCCUAGAAUACUUCCUUAGGGAAGAACAGGCACAUCAAGGCUGCAACCAAUCUCAAAAGGGAAUAGGAAUAGCUGUCCUGUAUAGAGAAUCAGAAAGAGAGAGAUUAGAAGGCCAAAGUAGUCUUUGAUCUCCAAUUAGUCAGAGGAGAGAGAUAGUGUUAUUGUGUUCACCAAGGUAUAUCCAGACCUCCUUUCUCUUUAUUUAGAUCUGUAUUGUGGGGAGGAGAUGGGGAGAGGGAAGAUAGAGAUAAAGAGGAUCGACAACACGACGAGCCGGCAGGUGACGUUCUCGAAGCGGCGGAGCGGGCUGUUCAAGAAGGCCAAGGAGCUCGCCAUCCUUUGCGACGCCGAGGUCGGCCUAGUCGUCUUCUCCAGCACCGGCCGCCUGUAUGACUUCGCCAGCAGCAGCAUGAAAUCUGUGAUCGAAAGAUACAAUGAGGCAAAAGAGGACAACCAUCUGAUCAUGAGCGCAAGUGCGGAGGCUAAGCUUUGGCAAAAGGAGGCGGGAAGCUUGAGACAGCAACUGCAUAACUUGCAAGAGCAUCAUCGGCAGUUGUUGGGUCAGCAGCUUUCUGGUCUGGAUGUAAAAGAUUUGCAGAAUCUAGAGAAUAAGCUGGAGAUGAGCCUAAGAAAUAUUCGUCUGACGAAGGACCAACUGAUGAUUGAUCAAAUUCAAGAAUUAAACAGGAAGGGAGGCCUAGUGCACCAGGAAAACAUAGAACUAUACAACGAAGUCAACCUUGUUCAUCAAGAGAACAUCGAGUUACAGAAAAAGGUGUAUGGACUCGUAAAUGAGGAUCUGACAGGUACUACCAUUAGAUACAGUAUUCUGAAUACGGAGAAUGAAAAUGUUCCAGGUAAUCUUGGGCUGAGUCAGCCACAGAAUGUGGAAAGAGAGGAGUCAGGAACACCAAGUCUGAGACUUCAACUGCAGUGAGGAUGACCAAAACCAAGAGACAAGCAAACUAUAAUCUUGGGUUGAAUUACAAGACCUACCAGCUAAACUUUAAAGCUAGUAGAGACAAUAAAUUAUGCAUGAACAAGAGUGUUGAUUGUACUUCAGCUUUUCAUAUUACUUGCUUGGAAUUCAUUCAGAUACCGCAGAGUUUAUGUCAUGUAUACUAUUGUUCUGAAGUAUGCAGCAGAAAAGGGCUCAACACUAGUUGGUAACAUGUUAAGUAUACAAAGAUGAUCCUGUACUGAUUAGAACUUAGUACAAUAAAAAUACAUUUACUUUUAAAAUGCAAAAAGAAAAGGCAUGGAGGGCACAGGACAGUGAUUUUGUAAAAUAACGAUCUUAAAGAGAGGCUGGUGUUGGCCAAAUCUAACAUGGGAGUAAGCAGUAACAGAGAUAAAGAAUUACCUUUGGAUAGGAAAGCAUGGAAAUUAGCAA
Phragmites australis (common reed) is the source of this 1488-nucleotide messenger RNA. Its product is annotated as MADS-box transcription factor 23-like. The record is from RefSeq and is a predicted model, not a curated record. The transcript has 8 exons. Lineage: Eukaryota; Viridiplantae; Streptophyta; Magnoliopsida; Poales; Poaceae. Gene Ontology annotation, molecular function: DNA-binding transcription factor activity, RNA polymerase II-specific; protein dimerization activity; RNA polymerase II cis-regulatory region sequence-specific DNA binding. Gene Ontology annotation, cellular component: nucleus. Bases 322 to 1032 code for a protein of 236 amino acids. Gene Ontology annotation, biological process: positive regulation of transcription by RNA polymerase II.